GCGGCGCAGCUGCAAACAGUACAUUGAGGUCCAACCUCUUCCUUUAAUGACUGGAGCCUGUCGAGAACCAGUGAGGCAGCAGUAGGAAGUGAUUCCGCAGGGAAUAUUCGCCUACUAAAGAUCUACCGUAGCUACUGAUAUCAGUUAUUCAAGAAAAGCUAAAGCAUGGCCCCAAAGAGAAGAUCAGCCUCUGCUGCUAAGGCAGGAGGAAAAAAGGUGAAAGAGGAGCCCAAGGACGCCUUCACCUCUGCAAAAGAGGCACUUCUGGCUGCAGGGCCACAGAUGAAAGGCAAAAGGAAGGUGGAUGAGCACUGCUACCUGUCUUCAGCAGAGGUGCACAAGGAUUAUGACUGCAUGCUCAACCAAACAAACAUAGGAAACAACAACAACAAGUUUUACGUCAUUCAAGUUGUAAAAGAAAACAACUCCUACUAUUCAUGGAACCGCUGGGGAAGAGUGGGAGAAAUGGGACAAUCCAAACUGACUCCGUUUGAUAAGGUUGAAUUGGCUUUAAAAGACUUUGAGAAGAAGUUUAAGGAUAAGACCAAGAACAACUGGGCUGAUCGGAUGAACUUUGUUUCUCACCCUGGGAAGUACACACUGAUUGAAGUAGAAGGAGAGCAGGAUGCUGAGGUCAAGGUGGACCAUGUUGAUGGCAAAGCAGGGGGAGUCUCCAAAAAUGUGCUCCCAUGCACUCUCGAUGAAGCUACACAGAAACUUAUUAAGCUCAUUUUCAGCAACGACAUGUUCAAGGAGGCGAUGGAAUGCAUGAAUUUAGACAUCAAGAAGAUGCCCCUGGGCAAGCUCAGUAAGGCACAGAUUGCAAAAGGGUUUGAAGUUUUGGAGGAGAUUGCAGCUGCUAUCGACCAAAAGGGUAGAAGAGGGCACCUUGAAGAACUCUCAUCAAAGUUCUUUACUACAAUCCCUCACAACUUUGGCAGGACCAGACCUCCAGCCAUAGACAGCAAAGAGAUUGUUGAGAAGAAAAAGGAGAUGCUCAUGGUGCUGGCAGACAUUGAGCUCGCCCAGACACUGAAAUCAGAAACAGAGAAAGCUCAGGAAGAGAUGAUGGAGACAGUUCCUCAUCCUAUUGACCAAGACUACACUUCGCUCAAAUGCAAACUGUCUUUACUUGCCAAAAAUACAAAUAUGUAUAAGAUCAUUGAGAAAUACACAAAGGCAACUUCAGGUCAAGGUCGUAAGCCAAAGAUUCUCAAUGUUUGGGAGGUGGAUCGAGAGACAGAGGGAGAACGCUUUAGUGAAAAUGACAACCUAGAGAACCGCCGCCUGCUCUGGCAUGGCACAAAUAUAGCAGUGGUGGCAGCCAUCCUCAAAAGUGGUCUUAGGAUCAUGCCCCAUUCUGGAGGCCGGGUUGGCAGUGGGAUCUACUUUGCCUCUGAAAAUGCUAAAUCUAUAUGUUAUGUGACUACCUCAGGCAAAACUGGAGUGAUGUUUCUAAGUGAGGUUGCUCUGGGUAAGGAGUUCACCAUUACCAAAGACAACCACACUUUGAAGAAGGCCCCUGCAGGUUAUGACAGUGUGGUAGCACGAGGCACUAUGGAACCAGAUCCGUCUAAAGACAUCGUCAUCAACCUGGAAGGCAAGAAGGUCACUGUUCCUCAGGGAAAUGCCAUCAAGCAGCCGCAAUACUCUGAAAGCUACUUCAGCAGUAGUGAAUACCUGAUCUACAAAGAGAGCCAGUGUCGCCUUCGCUAUCUGCUUGAGAUGGAAAUAAAUUAUUAGUUGUAAAGAUUUAACUCUGAUUGUGCAGGUCCUAAGGAAUAGUUACUCCUACCAUAUUGCAUAAGCGCCUCUUUCUGUUCUGUGCCUUACAAGCAUAUGCAUGAUGCAUAGAAUGUGCUUUGGCUUUGCACAUACUUAGGUGAAAUACAAAAGUAAUAUUCUGUA
Molecule: messenger RNA, 1908 nt
Organism: Cyprinodon tularosa
Lineage: Eukaryota; Metazoa; Chordata; Actinopteri; Cyprinodontiformes; Cyprinodontidae
Gene: parp3
Product: poly (ADP-ribose) polymerase family, member 3
Exons: 11
Coding region: 166-1743 (525 amino acids)
Cellular component (GO): site of double-strand break
Molecular function (GO): NAD+ poly-ADP-ribosyltransferase activity
Source: RefSeq, a predicted model, not a curated record